Messenger RNA from Zalophus californianus (California sea lion), 1803 nucleotides. RefSeq names its product elongator acetyltransferase complex subunit 5 (gene ELP5). Gene Ontology annotation, cellular component: elongator holoenzyme complex; nucleus; cytosol. Lineage: Eukaryota; Metazoa; Chordata; Mammalia; Carnivora; Otariidae. Gene Ontology annotation, biological process: tRNA wobble uridine modification. Gene Ontology annotation, molecular function: tRNA binding. The coding region runs from base 684 to 1583 and encodes 299 amino acids. The transcript is spliced from 9 exons. The record is from RefSeq and is a predicted model, not a curated record.
GCGCCACUUCCCUAUUCACCAACCCCGCCCCCGACCGUCCGGGAUCGCCCCGCCUGCUACGUUACGCCACUAGCGCAGCAGCCCGGACGCAGCCAGCGUAGCAGCACCUACUGACCGCCCCCCUCACGCCGUCUACGUAAUCGCUUUGGAAUCAAUUUGUGGGCUACGCAGGCGACGUAGCAAAGGUGGUUGGCUUGUGCUAUGGUCGAAAAUAACUGAAAGCCCACGUUCCGACCUUCCCCCACCAAGCUGGAGACCAAAAGGGCUAGAAGCUGCUAAUUAUAAUCUGAGGCUUGGUUUUCCGAAAGUUCUUUUCGGAAACGAGGUGAAGGGGGCGGGGGGGGGAGGCAGAGAUAAUUAUAAGGAGAGCUAUUCACGAAACGCGCUGGUACGCCGAAGGCGGCAGCCGACACCAAAACAAAGUAGUACCCAAACAGAGGAGCCGGGUCUCCGGAAAGGAAGGAGGGCAGAAAGAAAACACAUAUUCGGAGAAACGCAGACAACGCUUAGGCUCCGAGAAGGAGUGGACCAAUAGGGACCGGAGAGGAGGUCCGAAAGACUAGACCCGGUCUCAGUGGUGGGAGGAUUCGUGGGCGCCCCGCCCCUUUCACCUGGAGGGGGCGGGGCGUCGGGCCGUGACGCCAUCAGAGGGCGCCGGAUGAGGGACCGGACGCGGAUUAGAGAUGGAGUCGGUGUUGGCUCUGGGCGGCCUGGUGCUGCUGCGGGACUCCGUGGAGUGGGAGGGGCGCAGUCUCUUGAAGGCGCUUGUCAAGAAAUCUGCACUGUGUGGGGAGCAGGUCCACAUCCUGGGCUGCGAAGUGAGCGAGGACGAGUUCCGUGAAGGUUUUGAGUCCAGUAUCAACAGCCGGCUGAUUUACCAUGACCUCUUCAGAGAUCCUCUCAGCUGGUCACGGACGGGGGAAGCCCUUCCAGGGGGACCCCUGGGAGCCUUGCAAGCCAUGUGCAGGAGGACGGACCCUGGUCCUUUCACCAUCGCUCUCGAUUCACUGAGCUGGCUGCUGCUGCACCUUCCCUGUACUGCGGUCUGCCAGGCACUCUGUGCCUUGAGCCAUCAGCACUCCCGCCCUGGUGGCAGCUGCCCGGCAGAGCCCGUGCGAGUGCUAGGCCUGCUCCAUGAAGAGCUCCAUGGCCCAGGCGCCCUGGGAGCCCUGAGCAGCCUGGCCCAGACCGAAGUGACCCUGAGUGGGGCAAUGGGCCAGGCUUCGGCCCACAUCCUCUCACGGAGGCCCCGACAGCGCCCAGCCCAUCAGACUCAGUGGUUCUCCAUCCUGCCUGACUUCAGCCUGGAUCUCCAGGGGGGACCCCCGCUAGAGUCCCAGCCCCACCCAGAUCCUCACACACCCCCGGUGGACCCCACAGCUCAUGUGACCUUUAACCUUCACCUGUCCAAGAAAGAGAAAGAAGCCAAAGACAGCCUGACACUGCCCUUCCAGUUCAGCUCUGAAAAACAGCAGGCUCUCCUGCGGCCUCGGCCUGGCCAGGCCACCAGCCACAUCUUCUAUGAGCCAGAUGCGUAUGACGACCUGGACCAAGAAGACCCAGAUGAUGACUUGGAUGUUUGACUGGCCUGGAAUUGGAAGGGAGGAGAAAGACCUUGGACCCAUAACCAUCCUCCCAUUGUUUGUAUUGGCCUUGCCCUGUCCCUGCCCCCCCCCCCCCCUUUGUUCUGGGGUCUUGCGAGGCCCUGCCCCAUGACCUGUGAGUCAGAGUAGCUUCCCAUCUGGACAGAAUGUGGGAAAGGGGCAUUAGGGGAAGGUGCCUAAUAAAGUCUUUAUUUUUCUA